UAGGUGGCGGUAUGCACCUAAAAGUUGUUUGCAAUCCGCCAUUAACCAAGAGAAGAAGAAGAAAAACGAGAGACUUGAACAUCUUGGAUAGGGUUGAUCAGAAGAGAUCAGAAGCAGAGCCCAGCUGUGUGUUUAUGAAGAGUGACGAGUCUAUAGGUCCUCCACAACAUUUCAGUUCAGUUCAUCUGAAGAAAUCAGAAGCAGAGCCCAGCUGUGUGUCUAUGAGGAGUGAUGCUUCUAUGGAUUCUCCACUUAAUUUUAAGAGUGAUGACACAAGGUUUAACCUCAAGUCAAACCUGCAACACAGAUCAGUAACAAAACCCGUCUGUGAGAAAUAUGACCAGCCUGUGAAUCAACCACAAGACAGCAUGUAUCCUGGUGUAAGCCAUGAAGUCCUCAACACGUUCAGAUCAAAUCUGCUGAAGAAGUUUGGUCGUCUGUAUGAGGGAACAGCGACGCAGGGAAACCCAACACUCCUGAAUGAGAUCUACACAGAGCUCUACAUCACAGAGAGUGAGAGUGGAGAGAUCAGUAAUGAGCAUGAGGUGAGACAGAUUGAGACACAAUCCAGGAGAGCAGCAACAGAGGACACAGCCAUCAAAUGCAGUGACAUCUUUACACCUUUACCUGGACAAGACAAAGCCAUCAGAACUGUGCUGACAAAGGGAGUCGCUGGCAUUGGAAAAACAGUCUCUGUGCAGAAGUUCAUCCUGGACUGGGCUGAAGGGAAAGAGAAUCAGGACGUCCAGCUCAUAUUUCCACUGCCUUUCAGAGAAAUCAACCUGAUGAAGGACAAAACACUCAGUCUUUCAGAUCUUCUUCAUGUGUUUUUCCCUGAAACUAAAGAAAUGGAAAUAUCCAGUGAUGAAUAUAAAGUGUUGUUCAUCUUUGAUGGUCUGGAUGAGUUUAGUCUGUCUCUGGACUUUAAGAGUAAAGUGAAACUGUGUAAUAUAUCUGAAUCAGCCUCAGUGGAUGUGCUGCUGAUGAACCUGAUUGUGGGGAAUCUGCUUCCCUCUGCUCUCAUCUGGAUCACCUCCAGACCAGCAGCAGCUGAUCUCGUCCCCUCUGAGUGUGUCCAUCGAGUGACAGAGGUACGAGGCUUCAAUGAGCCACAGAAGCAGGAAUACUUCAGGAAGAGAAUCAGUGAUCAGAGUCUGGCCGAAGCAAUCAUCUCACACCUGAAGUCAUCAAGGAGCCUCUACAUCAUGUGCCACAUCCCAGUGUUCUGCUGGAUCUCAGCCGCUGUUCUGGAGAAGAUGUUGAGUCCAGCAGAGAGUGGAGAGAUUCCCAAGACUCUCACUCAAAUGUACACACGCUUCCUGAUCCUUCAGACCAACAUCAAUCAUGAGAAGGACUAUGAGAAAAAGGUGACAGAUGAAGACAUGAUCCUCAAACUGGGGAAAGUGGCUUUUGAGCAGCUUGUGAAAGGGAACCUGAUCUUCUAUGAGGAAGACCUGAGAGAGUGUGGCAUUGAUGUGACAGAAGCAUCAGUGUACUCAGGAUUGUGCUCUCAGAUCUUCAGAGAGGAGUUGGGCUUGUAUCAGGAAGUCUUCUGCUUUGUUCAUCUGAGCAUUCAGGAACAUCUAGCAGCUCUAUAUGUGCACCUCUCCUGGACAAACCACAACAGAAAUGAGUUUGAGCAAAUCACCAAACAGAGUUUACAGUCUAAAAUGAAGGACUUGUUUCAACUCAGUUCAUCAGAAGAUGUUUCAUUAUCUGACCUGCAUCAGAGAGCUGUGGAUGAGGCUCUACGGAGUAAAAAUGGACAUCUGGAUCUUUUCCUGCGGUUCCUUCUGGGUUUGUCAGUGGAGUCUCAUCAGAUUCUCCUACAACGAAUAAUGACGCUGAAAAGAAGCAGCUCUGACAGCAAUGAGAAAACAGCUGAGUACAUCAAGAAGAAGAUCAGGACCAUUGACUCUCCAGAGAAAUCCAUCAAUCUGUUCCACUGUCUGAAUGAACUGGGUGAUCGUUCACUAGUGGAGCAAAUACAACAGUAUCUGAAAUCUGGACAUUUAAGUGCAGCCAAACUCUCUUCAUCUCAGUGGUCAGCUGUAGCUUUUGUGUUGUUGACAUCAGAAGAGGAUCUGAAUGUGUUUCAUUUUCAUAAAUUUGUGAAAAGAAAGAAUAAUCCUGAAAAUAUGAAAGUUCUUCAGAAGUUGCUGCCUGUGAUUAAAGAAUCCAGAUCAGUUGAGUUGAGUGGUUGUGGCGUCACAGAUGAAGGUUGUGCUGCUCUUGCUUCAGCUCUGAGAUCAAACCCCUCACGUCUGAGACUCCUGGAUCUGUCUGAGAAUAAUCUAGGAGAUUCAGUGAAGCUGCUUUCUGAUGUACUACAGGAUCCUGACUGUAAACUGGAGAAACUGUGGUUGAGUAAGUGUGGCAUCACAUAUGAAGGUUGUGCUGCUCUGGCUUCAGCUCUGAGAUCAAACCCCUCACACCUGAUAGAACUGGAUCUGUCUGAGAAUAAACUAAGAGAUUCAGUGAAGCUGCUUUCUGAUGUACUACAGGAUCCUCGCUGUCAACUGGAGACACUGUGGUUGAGUGAUUAUGGCGUCACAGAUGAAGGCUGUGCUGCUCUGGCUUCAGCUCUGAGAUCAAACCCCUCACACCUGAAAUUCCUGGAUCUGUCUGAGAAUAAACUAGGAGAUUCAGUGAAGCUGCUUUCUGAUGUACUACAGGAUCCUCACUGUAAACUGGAGACACUGUGGUUGUUUGAUUGUGGCGUCACAAAUUGUGCUGCUCUGGCUUCAGCUCUGAGAUCAAACCCCUCACACCUGAGAGAACUGGAUCUGUCGUGGAAUGAACUAGAAGAUUCAGUGGCGCUGCUUUCUGAUGGACUACAGGAUCCACGCUGUAAACUGGAGAAACUAAGGUUGUUGGUUUGUGACGUCACAGAUGAAGGUUGUGCUGCUCUGGCUUCAGCUCUGAGAUCAAACCCCUCACACCUGAGAGAACUGAAUCUGUCUGAGAAUAAACUAGGAGAUUCAGUGAAGCUGCUUUCUGAUGUACUACAGGAUCCUCACUGUAAACUGGAGAUACUGAGGUUGUAUAAUUGUGGCGUCACAGAUGAAGGUUGUGCUGCUCUGGCUUCAGCUCUGAGAUCAAACCCCUCACACCUGAGAGAACUGAAUCUGUCUGAGAAUAAAGUAAGAGAUUCAGUGAAGCUGCUUUCUGAUGCACUACAGGAUCCUCGCUGUAAACUGGAGAUACUGAGGUUGUAUUGUUGUGGCGUCACAGAUGAAGGUUGUACUGCUCUGGCUUCAGCUCUGAGAUCAAACCCCUCACACCUGAGAGAACUGAAUCUGUCUGAGAAUUAUGUAGGAGAUUCAGUGAAGCUGCUUUCUGAUGUACUACAGGAUCCUCGCUGUAAACUGGAGACACUGUGGUUGAGUUAUUGUGGCGUCACAGAUGAAGGUUGUGCUGCUCUGGCUUCAGCUCUGAGAUCAAACCCCUCACACCUGAGAGAACUGGAUCUGUCUGUGAGUAAACUAAGAGAUUCAGUGAAGCUGCUUUCUGAUGUACUACAGGAUCCUCACUGUAAACUGGAGAAACUGUGGUUGAGUUAUUGUGGCGUCACAGAUGAAGGUUGUGCUGCUCUGGCUUCAGCUCUGAGAUCAAACCCCUCACACCUGAGAGAACUGAAUCUGUCGAGUAAUAAACUAAGAGAUUCAGUGAAGCUGCUUUCUGAUGUACUACAGGAUCCUCACUGUAAACUGGAGAUACUGAGGUUGUAUUGUUGUGGCGUCACAGAUGAAGGUUGUGCUGCUCUGGCUUCAGCUCUGAGAUCAAACCCCUCACACCUGAGAGAACUGGAUCUGUCGAGGAAUAAACUAAGAGAUUCAGUGAAGCUGCUUUCUGAUGUACUACAGGAUCCUCACUGUAAACUGGAGACACUGUGGUUGUGGGAUUGUGGCGUCACAGAUGAAGGUUGUGCUGCUCUGGCUUCAGCUCUGAGAUCAAACCCCUCACACCUGAGAGAACUGAAUCUGUCUGAGAAUAAACUAAGAGAUUCAGUGAAGCUGCUUUCUGAUGUACUACAGGAUCCUCACUGUAAACUGGAGAAACUGAGGUUGAGUGAUUGUGGCGUCACAGAUGAAGGUUGUGCUGCUCUGGCUUCAGCUCUGAGAUCAAACCCCUCACACCUGAGACACCUGGAUCUGUCUUAUAAUAAACUAGGAGAUUCAGUGAAGCUGCUUUCUGAUGCACUACAGGAUCCUCACUGUAAACUGGAGAAACUGAAGUUGAGAUAUUGUGGCGUCACAGAUGAAGGUUGUGCUGCUCUGGCUUCAGCUCUGAGAUCAAACCCCUCACACCUGAGAGAACUGUAUCUGUCUGAGAAUAAACUAAGAGAUUCAGUGAAGCUGCUUUCUGAUGUACUACAGGAUCCUCACUGUAAACUGGAGAAACUGAGGUUGUAUGAUUGUGGCGUCACAGAUGAAGGUUGUGCUGCUCUGGCUUCAGCUCUGAGAUCAAACCCCUCACACCUGAGACACCUGGAUCUGUCUGGGAAUAAACUAAGAGAUUCAGUGAAGCUGUUUUCUGAUGUACUACAGGAUCCUCAAUGUAAACUGGAGACACUGUGGUUGUAUGAUUGUGGCGUCACAGAUGAAGGUUGUGCUGCUCUGGCUUCAGCUCUGAGAUCAAACCCCUCACACCUGAGAGAACUGAGUCUGUCUGGGAAUAAACUAAGAGAUUCAGUGAAGCUGCUUUCUGAUGUACUACAGGAUCCUCACUGUAAACUGGAGAUACUGAGGUUGAGGGAUUGUGGCGUCACAGAUGAAGGUUGUGCUGCUCUGGCUUCAGCUCUGAGAUCAAACCCCUCACACCUGAGAGAACUGAGUCUGUCUGGGAAUAAACUAAGAUAUUCUAGUGUGAAGUUACUCUCUGAUCUGAAGAACGAUCCACAUUAUAAACUGGAGACAUUAUACUAUUGACUCUCAGUAUUUAUCCGUCAGUCCAGUUUGGUCAGGAUCAGCUGAUGGUGAAUAAGGAGCCGCUACAGAGACGUCACAGUCACACAAUCAACAGAGACUGCGUGAUGGAGCCACAAAAACUUAGAGAUGUUCAUUUUCAGUUCAUUUUCCUGACUGACUCCCAACACUCGUUAACCAAUCAUUGACCGUGAAAACUAGAAUGUUACAUUAGAUUUAAAUUAAAUUGGAAUGGAUACGUUUGUGACCCAUUAAAAUACCCAUUAAAAGGGAACUCUUUACAGUUUCUAUUAAUGUUUUGUUCUUUAUCUGUAUGACCAAAAGUGACGGAGUAUUUUAAGUUGUUUCCUCUGUAAUAAGGAAAAUAUCCAGGUGAUAGCUGGAGUCUCUCGUGGGAAACAUUUGUAUUCGUGCAGAAUGAGAUGUAGGUACAUUUCUCUUUAAAUACAUUUUUAUUUUUGUAUUUUUUCUAGAUGUUUAUAUGUUGUUUAUAACUAAUAAUUUUAUAGCUGCUUAUAUUUUUUUAUUUGUAUUUUACUCUGUUUUGAAUACUGUAAAAUUUAAUGGAUUUGCUGACUAUUUGUUUUUUCUCUCAACACAAUUUUAACUGAUAUGUAUAUAAUGUAAAACAUUGUCAUGCAUUUGCUGUACCCCCAUUUAUAAAAUAAUGUGCGAUACUGUA
This is a messenger RNA of Onychostoma macrolepis, 5610 nucleotides long. RefSeq names its product NACHT, LRR and PYD domains-containing protein 12-like. Lineage: Eukaryota; Metazoa; Chordata; Actinopteri; Cypriniformes; Cyprinidae. Gene Ontology annotation, molecular function: protein binding. The record is from RefSeq and is a predicted model, not a curated record.